Messenger RNA from Arachis stenosperma, 630 nucleotides. RefSeq names its product transcriptional activator somA-like. NCBI's taxonomy places the organism in Eukaryota, Viridiplantae, Streptophyta, Magnoliopsida, Fabales, Fabaceae. The record is from RefSeq and is a predicted model, not a curated record. Bases 1 to 630 code for a protein of 209 amino acids. The transcript has 4 exons.
AUGACUUGCAAAGGAGCUCCUGCAAAUCCGAAUUGGCAGCCAAAACGAAAGAAGGCAAAGCAACAACAACCUGAAAACCAAUCAUCACAGCCACCUCCAGAUCAGCAGGAAGCACAGGCCGGGGAAGGAGUUGGAAGCAAUGUUCCCCAAAAUGUUACUGCCCCAUAUAUUGAUCCAGUGGGUAAAGCAAAAAGGCAAAAGAAAAAAGCCCCUAGGACCUCUAACACUCAUUCAGUCCAACAAGAGACAAGGGUUGACACUCAAUCUUCACACCCUGCCCAACCACCACUAGAGGGUGUGGACUCCAAUACUGAGCCCUCAUACCCUGCUACCCCAACUGCACUACCCGAGGUGCCAAAUUUCAGGCCCAAGCAACCUAUAACUAGACCUCCAGGACCUACAGCGCACCACUCUCAACAGCAGGCCACAGCCCCAACAGUUCAGCCACCUCUACAGCAAGCAACAACCCCAAACUCACAACCAUCAACUCAGCAACAACUACCAUGUCAAGGAGCAACUGACUCAGGGACUGCCACAACUCCCUUCAUGUUUAUCCCCACACCAGGCCUAAAUGCACCCCACAAAUUCAAGCCAACAUAUGGGUUUAGGCCACCAAGGAUCCAGAAAUGA